Trypanosoma grayi is the source of this 690-nucleotide messenger RNA. RefSeq lists its product as hypothetical. The coding region runs from base 1 to 690 and encodes 229 amino acids. The record is from RefSeq and is a predicted model, not a curated record. NCBI's taxonomy places the organism in Eukaryota, Euglenozoa, Kinetoplastea, Trypanosomatida, Trypanosomatidae. The transcript has a single exon.
AUGUGGCGCGGCCUACGCGUGUUGCCACGCCCAUGCGUUGCAAAGAAACAGGUGGCAGCGGCGUGUGCAGAGCAACUCCGCUGCACAUCCUACUCAUCCUCGUCAUCAUCAACUUUCUCUUGCGGGGAAGCACACGGCGCGACGGGAGGGGGGACCAGCAGCAGCAGCAGCAGCAGGAGUGAUUAUGAAAAAACUGGUGGUGAGAAUGAUGGAGGGUUCGAAAAGACAUUCUCCGCGGCGACAGCGGGCGAGCGCCGGCGCAUCGCAAGGAAUUGGGAGAAUGCCUUCUUUGGUCGCGUGCACUACGAGCCGGGAAUGCACGAGCAGUACCAGAGCGCCGUCGAGUCAGAGGACGCGGAGGCGGGGCCAGAGCAGAAAAGCAAUCGCGAGUUGUUUCCUGACUGGCCCGAGGACGAGGAGGCGCCGCUGCACGAGUUCCGCCGGUUGCCAGACGCACUGAAGAAGCGCUACAUCAUCAACCGCCUUUCGAUGGGCGAACGGCGCAUAUUGUACGCCCCGGACUAUGGCAGCCUGCUCAUGAUGCAGCACCUCAACCUUGGCGAGCUCAUGAUCAACGAGGCGGAGCGGCUUCUCGUGGAAUGCGGGUGGCUCAACGAGACGGUGGGGGCGAAGAUUGCCGCUGUGCGGGACAGCGCGGCGAAGGUUAAGUUUGACUUUGACCUCGAUUGA